Sphaeramia orbicularis (orbiculate cardinalfish) is the source of this 3421-nucleotide messenger RNA. RefSeq names its product zinc finger and BTB domain containing 5 (gene zbtb5). The record is from RefSeq and is a predicted model, not a curated record. Bases 445 to 2664 code for a protein of 739 amino acids. Gene Ontology annotation, biological process: regulation of transcription by RNA polymerase II. The transcript is spliced from 4 exons. Gene Ontology annotation, molecular function: RNA polymerase II cis-regulatory region sequence-specific DNA binding; protein binding; DNA-binding transcription factor activity, RNA polymerase II-specific. NCBI's taxonomy places the organism in Eukaryota, Metazoa, Chordata, Actinopteri, Kurtiformes, Apogonidae.
UAUAUUGGACAUUUUUGGAUACAGGCUACUUGUCGGGUCCGAAGAGUGAUUGAACUCGCUAUUUAUCUUAUCAACGAUCGUUCUAUCCGAACUGUGUCUGUUUGGGACACAGCUAACAGACGUGUCUGUUCGUUCCAGACAGACACCGUGAACGCACCAUAGUAGCAGGUCUCGCUCCCACGGUCACACCAUUCAUUGCGAGUAAACUGCAAGAUAGUGGAUUACAAGGGACGUGGAGCCUGGCAGGCGAAAUGUUACUACCUAGUGUUAGCUGCAUUUGAUGGGAAAAGCUAGUCUUCUGAACCCCAGCGGUCCUCUCCGUAUGCGGCUGUUUGUGCUGCUGUAGCUAACAGCGGUGGCUGCUGCUCAUUCAGCAGCUAACUUUAGCUUGUCCACAUCCGGCUCUGCUACUUAUUACCUACGUUUUCGGGAAGUUGAAGGGCCAUGGAUUUCCCCGGACACUUUGAGCAGAUUUUCCAGCAGUUAAACUAUCAGCGUGUGCAUGGUCAGCUAUGUGACUGCGUUAUCGUGGUGGGUAGCCGACAUUUCAAGGCCCACCGCUCAGUGCUGGCAGCCUGCAGCACCCACUUCAGAGCUCUGUUCACUGUCGCUGAGGGGGAUGCAAGCAUGAACAUGAUCCAACUGGACAGUGAGGUGGUGACUGCUGAGGCGUUUGCUGCUCUGGUGGACAUGAUGUACACAUCUACACUUAUGCUGGGGGAGAGCAACGUCAUGGAUAUCCUUCUUGCAGCCUCACACUUGCAUCUCAACAAUGUAGUUAAAGCCUGCAAACAUUAUCUAACCACACGCACCCUUCCCAUGUCUGCAUCAUCUGACAGACCUACACAUCAUCAUCCUCAGCAGGACCAGCAGAGGCACCGGCAGCAGCAGCAGCAGCAAGUAGCAGAGCUGGCAGUUAACCCUGCUCUAGCAGCUAAUGCUAACCUAGCAGCAAACGCCGCCAGAUCAAAGUUGCAGCGCUCCUUCCUGCUGCAGCAGCUGGGGCUUAGCCUGGUGAGCUCUGCUUUAGGUGGGAUGGAGGAGGAUGGAGUCGGCAGCAGAGUGGUGGAACAGAAAGCCUCCUUUCCAAUCCGACGCUUUCACAAACGUAAGUCAUCGCUUGCCCUGAGCCUGUCAGAGGACAGAAGCAGGCAGAGGCAGCGGCCCACAGCUCCUCCUCUGGGGCUGUUGGGAGAGGAGCGUGUGAACACAGCAGGAGAAGAAGGAGCACUGCUCUCUCCAGACUCCCACAAGAUGGGAGAUGAGUCUAAGGUGGAUCCAAUUAGUGGCCUGGUAGGGGUCUCCCAAGAUGAUCCUCAAAUGCCAAGCCAGUCAGACAGCGGACAUUGUGAAGGGGAGGACUUGGGGCGAAUGCAAACAGGAGUAAGCAAAGAGGAGGACAUGGAGGACCAGGAGCCGCAGGACAACAGAGCAGAGGUGAAAAUAAAACUGGGAACAGAGGAGGAUGAGAUGGAGGAACAGGAACAAAAGGUGGUGGUUAAACGGGAGCCUCUGAGUUCUCCCGAACCCACCGAUGAAAUCAGCGAUGUGACAUCACAGGCUGAAGGCAGCGACCCAGCAGAGCCAGGAGGCCAAGAGGAAGAGGAGAAGGUGGAGCUGAGCCCAGAGAGCAGCGAUCGCAGCUUCACGUCGGAACCCCAGCCCAGCUCUGACUCCCUGCUUCAGCCCAGUUCACAGCUCCUCCUCAAGAACAGCAUCACAGGAGGCAGCACCAUGGUUAGAGGAGCCUUCAGCUGUAAUAAUGGACUGAACAGCAAACCUGGUUUUAGUAUUUCAAGCUUCCUUGGCUCAAAAGAUUUUGGAAGCGGUGGUGCAGGACUGGUUGCUGGAGAGGAUGACCUUCCUAACACCACAACAGGAGACACAGUGGCACAUCACUUCCUUCUUAGACAGGAUGCUGCUGGGCCAUCUGGCUCUGCCUCUUCCUCCCUUUUGCAGUCAGGUCCCCUCAGUGGAGAAAAUCGCAGUAGUUUUGGAGAAAACUUACAGUCUGAUUCACUGUUCCUUCGCCCCAUGCAUGACAGUCUGGGAAACCCUAGAGGAGCUGGAGGAAGUGGUGGUGGAGGCCAUGGCGGCGUAGAUCCGUUUGGUUUGGAUUUCCAGCAUUCAAGUCUUGGACUGCACGCCCUGGGGCGACCAUCACGAGGUGGUGGAGGGGCGACCUCCACCGCUCUGGGAUAUCCAGGCUACAGACGUAUUGCUCCAAAAAUGACAGGCGGUAUGGUUGGAGAGGAAGGAGUUGGUGGUGUGCUCCAAGAUGCUGCCUCGUCAUCUUCAAGUCUAACAAGUCCACUGCUUCUCAACGAGAGCGGGGGGUAUGAGAUGAACAGCGGCCGGCCCACCUCCCUCCCCCCUCAGCUGACCAGAGCUUCAGCAGACGUCUUGUCCAAGUGUAAGAAGGCGCUGUCUGAACACAACGUCCUGGUGGUGGAGGGAGCUCGGAAAUACGCUUGUAAAAUCUGCUGCAAGACCUUCCUCACCCUCACUGACUGCAAGAAACACAUCCGAGUUCACACAGGAGAGAAGCCCUACGCCUGCCUCAAGUGUGGAAAACGCUUCAGCCAGUCAUCACACCUGUACAAGCAUUCCAAGACCACUUGUCUCCGCUGGCAGAACAGUAACAUGUCCAACGCACUACUGUAGGACCAGCAGGAGGGUGUCGGAGUGGAGGGGGGUGGAUUCAAAUCAGUCAGAAGCUAAAUCUGAUCAUGUUUGAGUAUUCAGUGCCAGUGUUUUCAUGGUGUAGAGUCCCAAAAUUGUUAAGAUUUUUCUUAAGCAGAUCUGAGCAGUUCUGUCCAAACUGAGUAGUUCUGAUCACAGACCAAAGAAAGGGAUGAAAAUGUCUCUGUACAAUGGAUUUAGUGAGUGCAAAACAGUAAAAGAUACAUUAUUUGACUUGCCUCAAGGCAAAAGGUAUGCAGGACAUUCAGUGAGUCUAUAGAGUGUAACAAGAAUCCUGGGUAGGGUUAUAUAGAAAGACCUGUUCAAACUUUACAUAUAAAUGUUGGAUCUGAUACUUACAGAGCUAAACCUGCCACACUAUAGGUCAGUGUUUUUCAACGGGGGUGUCACCGACCCCCAGGGAGCGUUGGAACAUUGUCGGGGGGCAUUUGGAAGGACAAAGCUGAGAGGGGGGCGCUGAGGCACAAAUGGGGGGCCCAGGGCCAGGUGGCCCUGAUGAUGUAAGGGGGCAUUUUUUCAAAAAAGGUUGAGAAUCACUGCUAUAGGUCAAAUCAUUUUUUAGGCCUUAUUUUUACACCAGAUUGUCAAAAUGAUCACUGGACACUUUAAAGCAGUGUCUGACUUUCAUCACAAAUUUUUUUUUCACAUUUGUAAAACCCCAGUGAUAUCCUAAUUAUCACUAAUUCAUUAGUCUUUCUGUGCUUAUGCACCUGAAUCA